AUGAUUCAUGAGUUUGCUACAAAUGGUGUUUUGAAUUUGAAUCGUUCUACACUUUGUGGACAUUCUUUCGGAGCUAUUAUUGCCGGUCAUAUUGGUAGUUUGUUAAAUGGUAGAGCAGGUCAAGCGAUUGGUUUAGAUCCUACAAGUAAACUGAUAUCUUUCCAAAUCACUUUUAAAGGAAUGACGAAAUCUAGUGCCCAAUACGUUCAGAUAAUACAUACUGAUUUUAUCAUGGGUGAUAUCAGAGAAUUAGGAACAGCAGAUUUUUACGUCAACGGGGGUAUAAGACAACCUAAAUGUGGUUUAGAUUUUGGAGAACAUUGUUCCCACUUAUCAGCCAUAGAUUAUUACGUGGAAUCUAUAUUAAUGAAUGAUUUUAUAGCGAAGAAAUGUAGUAACUACUUAAUGUAUAUAUGGGGUUUGUGUGAAAGCAAUACCAUUUCAUGUAUGGGUGGAUAUCAUUUGGAUACAAAAGCCCGAGGCAAGUAUUACGUAGAAACAAAUCUGAAACCACCUUAUGGUAAAGGCGAAUGUUCCGUUGAAGAAACCGUCACGAAAAUGAGUUUAUAA
Messenger RNA from Diorhabda sublineata, 570 nucleotides. RefSeq names its product phospholipase A1 VesT1.02-like. Lineage: Eukaryota; Metazoa; Arthropoda; Insecta; Coleoptera; Chrysomelidae. Gene Ontology annotation, biological process: lipid metabolic process. Gene Ontology annotation, molecular function: lipase activity. Bases 1 to 570 code for a protein of 189 amino acids. The record is from RefSeq and is a predicted model, not a curated record. The transcript is spliced from 3 exons.